AUGGAGACCUUCGAGACUUCCUCCCAGGAAGCUCUUUCGGAGCACCAUGAGGCCAACCUGCCACCGGUAGAUGGAGGCAAACGUGCAUGGCUUUUCCUCGCGGCAUGCUUUGUGAUUGAAGCUUUAAUUUGGGGUUUCACUUUUUCUUUUGGAAUUUUCCAAGAUUAUUACAGCACCCAUGAGCCAUUCAAGAGUUCUGGUGAUAUUGCCAUUGUUGGCACCUGUGCGAUGGGUAUUUCUUACAUGUUACUCCCAGUGGCAUUUAUCCUGCUACAAGUAAUGCCCCGCCUAAAGCUAUGGGCUGCCCCAAUUGGGUUCAUCAUUAUGUGUCUAGCUCUGUCUUUGAGCUCCUUUGCAACAAACACCACCCACCUUAUCGCUUCCCAGGGUGUUGCGUACGGUAUCGGUGCAAGCCUGGCAUACGCACCGACAAUCAUCUUCAUGGAUGAAUGGUUCGUGCGUCGAAAGGGACUAGCCUUCGGAAUUAUGUGGGCUGGAACCGGCCUUUCGGGUGUUAUUCUUCCCAUUGUUCUCCAGUGGAUGCUGGAUACAUUCGGUCACAAAACUGCUCUGCGUGCUUGGUCCAUCAUUCUCCUACUUUUGGGUGGUCCACUACUCGCUUUCCUUCGACCUCGCCUUCCUAUUUCACGUGCUUCGCAACCCCGGCCAUUGGACUUCAGAUUUCUUUGGGAUACGACUUUCCUGAUCUAUGAAUCUGGAAAUAUCAUGGAAGCUAUGGGCUAUUUCCUCCCGACAAUUUAUCUGCCUACUUAUGCCAAGAGUCUUGGUGCCAGUGGUAUUGAGUCUACUCUCACUGUCAUGGUCUUUAACCUUGCAUCUGUCUUUGGAUGCGUGAUCAUGGGCUCCUUGGUUGACCGCUACCAUGCCACGACCUGCAUUCUGGCCUCGACGGUUGGUAGUACUGUUGCUGUGUUUUUGAUCUGGGGUUUGGCUGACAGUUUGGCACCCUUGUACAUCUUCUGUAUCUUUUACGGAUUGUUCGCUGGGUCGUUCACUUCCACUUGGCCGGCUGUUGUUAACGAGGUCACGAAGAGGAGCAUUUAUACCGAUCCCAGUCUCAUCUUUGGACUUCUUUCUACUGGAAGAGGUAUUGGAAAUAUUGUUAGUGGACCCCUUAGUGGAGCUCUGCUUGAUCAGCAUGCUUGGGACGGGAUUGCUGGCAAGGCUUAUGGUACGGGCUAUGGGCCUUUGAUCGUCUUUACUGGUGUUUCUGCUUUUCUGGGUGGGUUGGGUGUUAUGGCGAGAUGUGCCGUACGCUCCUGA
This is a messenger RNA of Penicillium pulvis, 1284 nucleotides long. RefSeq lists its product as uncharacterized. Gene Ontology annotation, biological process: transmembrane transport. Lineage: Eukaryota; Fungi; Ascomycota; Eurotiomycetes; Eurotiales; Aspergillaceae. The transcript has 3 exons. Gene Ontology annotation, molecular function: transmembrane transporter activity. Bases 1 to 1284 code for a protein of 427 amino acids. Gene Ontology annotation, cellular component: fungal-type vacuole membrane. The record is from RefSeq and is a predicted model, not a curated record.